GUCGUCGUCGCCAUGGGCGCGUGCGCGAGCAUAUGCGAGAGCACGCCGGACGUGCCGGCGAACAUCAUCGCCGACCCGGAGGGACCGAGCAAAUUCGUCGUCAAGUCGUGCUCGAUGUUCAACAAGGACUACGAAGUCUAUCGAGACGAAGUGGGACCGAACAAUCGCUGGCUGUUUCUGAAUCGCGAAGGGAAGGGUUUCUUCGACCCGACUGGGUACAUUGACUUGGAAAACUACACGCGAAUCGACCCGAACGAUAAGAAGAAAGGGCAAGUGCUGUGGAAGUUGAAGUACAACGAAAAACCGCACUUUGAUAUGGGGAUGUCGCUCGGAGCCGACUCGGAGGACGACGGCGACGAUAACCCCAACGUUCGAACCGUGACGAACAUGUUCAAGCAGAUGAUGCAACAGAUGCAGAUGGGAGAGAACAGGUUUUACUCUAUGAAAUGGCGCACGUUUUCCGAGGCCAAGUUGAAGUCGGUGAAGACCCCGGGCGGGGCGUACUCGGUGAAGAUCAAAGCCAAAGGCUACUGCACGCGUCAAGUGUCGGUGCACUAUACCAGAGACGAACAAGGACACCAACGUCGGAAUGUGAACGUCACCGACAAGGAGUACGUGACGAAGAUUUCGUACAAGAUCAAGACCGCCGAUGGGACGACGAUCGAUCGAUUCGAUCUCUUCUGCUGCGAAGGCUCCGACUUGAAGUGGGAGUGCGCCGCCUUCACCGCCGAGCUCCGCGGCGGUUGGAUUUCCAAGUACCCGCACGAGAUCACGACCAAGCCCGGCAUCGAUCCCGGUUUCGCCUUGCUCUUCGCGCACGUUUGCGUCACUGAGUUUGCACCGGACGAGAUCAAGAAGGACUUGAAGCCCAACUGGAAUCAGUGCCCCGGAUACAUCAAUCCGUAUUGAUGAAACCAACGUUCCGCCGCGUUCCGUUCCGGCGCGCGACGUGACAUGCGUCUACGAAUGACUCUAUUUACGG
Molecule: messenger RNA, 982 nt
Organism: Ostreococcus lucimarinus CCE9901
Lineage: Eukaryota; Viridiplantae; Chlorophyta; Mamiellophyceae; Mamiellales; Bathycoccaceae
Exons: 2
Coding region: 13-909 (298 amino acids)
Source: RefSeq, a predicted model, not a curated record